UCCGCCCACAUCCGCUGGCAGGGUCCUAAAUGGGGCGUCACGCAGUCUGGGCUUCAGUGUGGGCGUCUGCGAAAUGGAUGUAGCCGUGCGAGAACCCUGUGAGGACUCUGCAGACAAUGAACUGGAGGAAGAAGAGACUGUCGAAGAGGAGGAAAAAGCAAAGGCAACCGCUGAGGAUUUUGCAGAGGCCGCCGAGGCCGAGAAGGGCUCAUCUGCUGACUCGGACUCGGACCUGGAGACCGAAGGCAUCUCCGACACCCAUGGACUUGGAGAAGUGGUCAAGGAUACCCUCUACCUGGGGUUUUGCAAAGCCUUAAAUGUGGUCCCUGCCUCCUGCUUUCUGCGCCAAGAAAAUGCCCCAGAGUUGAGCCUGCAACACCGUGGCCUGGGGCCCCAGGGGGCUCGGGCUCUGGCUUCCACGUUGACCUACAAUUCCUACAUCAAGCGACUGGAUCUUCGGGACAAUGGACUCUGUGGGGCAGGUGCAGAGGCCCUGGCAGAUGUCCUGAGCAAAAACAGCAGCAUCUCUGAUGUGGACCUGUCGGAGAACCAACUUGGAGCACCAGGCAUCCAGGUCCUCUGUGCUGCCCUCGCAGUGAACCAGGUAGUGCAGAAGAUGCAGCUGGCAGGGAAUGGCCUGGACGAGCAGGCAGCCAAGUACCUUGCUGAUCUCUUGCUGGUCCAUACGGGUCUGAAAUCCCUGGAUCUCAGCUAUAACCAGCUAAAUGACCAAGCAGGAGAGACCCUUGGACCAGCACUGGCAGAAAACACAGGACUCACAGAACUUAACAUGAGCUGGAAUCACCUCCGAGGCCUAGGAGCUAUAGCAUUUGCCAGGGGAUUGGAGGUAAACAUCUUCCUGAAAGUCCUGGACAUCUCUUACAAUGGCUUUGGAGACCUCGGAGCUUCAGCUGUGGCUGAGGCCCUGAAGGCCAACAAUGUAUUGGAAGAACUCAACAUGAGCAAUAACCGCAUCUCUGCAGCAGGAGCACUGAGCCUGGGGCUGGGCCUCCGGGGCAACCAGACACUGAGGAUUCUCGUUGUAUCCAGGAAUCCUAUGCAAAGUGAAGGCUGCUUUGGUCUCCUCAAAUCUGUCCAGGACAGCCCAGCAUCUGGCCUAGAACUGCUGGAUAUCUCUGAUAUCGAGGUAAACAGAAAGUUUGACGACCUUGCUAGCUCAGUGAAGGUGAUUCUCCCAGGGCUGUGCAUAAAGAGGGGUGCUCACAGAGUGGAGUACAAAAGAGUUGUUGCCAAUCUUCAGACAGUACCCUCCAGCAUCUGCACCUAAAUGACCUCAGACUUGCUUCUUCAUUUCCUCCAGUAAGUUUCGCCUUCCAUGUGGGGCCAUUUAAUUCACAGCAUACGUGUCUUCCUCUGGCUCUUGCAGUAAUCUACACUUUUAUUUGCUACCACUUAUUCACAUAAUACAAACCCUACUCAGCAGUCUGGAUGCAAGGUCAAAGAUGUCUCCAUCUUUCCAAUGCUCAUGGUCUGGUGAUAUUCAUAGACAAAAUAUAAGGAGCUGUAUACUUGGCAUCCCCAAACUCUAACUGUAAGGAUGAAAAUUGUCACAACUGUCUUUGAGGGUAAUUUAUUACUAUGACUGAGCCCUAGAACUACCUGUGCCCUUUGGUCCAAUCCUUUGAUUAAGCUGUUGUACAGAAAUAAUCAGAGAUUCAUAAAAAGAGUCAUGCCUGAAAAUGUGCCCUGGAAAAUGCUGUUUAUAACUAUGAAAACUGAAAGUAAUUGUAAAUGUUCAAAAACUAAGGUUUGGGGGCUGGGAAUAUAACUCAGUGGCACAAGCGCCUGCCUGGCAAGCACAAGGUCCUGAGUUCAAUUCCCAGUAGCAAAAGAAAUCCUUCCAAAAACUUGAAUUCUGCCAAUAUUUUUUGGUUUGGUUUGGAGACAAGGUCUUACUAUGUAGUUCAUGCUGACUUUGAACUCACUAUGUA
Messenger RNA from Octodon degus (degu), 1952 nucleotides. It is a transcript of the gene Lrrc74b, whose product is annotated as leucine rich repeat containing 74B. The transcript is spliced from 9 exons. The coding region runs from base 74 to 1288 and encodes 404 amino acids. NCBI's taxonomy places the organism in Eukaryota, Metazoa, Chordata, Mammalia, Rodentia, Octodontidae. Gene Ontology annotation, molecular function: protein binding. The record is from RefSeq and is a predicted model, not a curated record.